Beta vulgaris subsp. vulgaris (sugar beet) is the source of this 786-nucleotide messenger RNA. Its product is annotated as peptidyl-prolyl cis-trans isomerase FKBP16-4, chloroplastic. The transcript has 4 exons. The record is from RefSeq and is a predicted model, not a curated record. The coding region runs from base 134 to 580 and encodes 148 amino acids. NCBI's taxonomy places the organism in Eukaryota, Viridiplantae, Streptophyta, Magnoliopsida, Caryophyllales, Amaranthaceae.
CACUGUAAUGUGGACCAUAAUUCGAGUUAUUCUGAGUUCAAAACUCCUCUCUCAAUUCUCAUUGCCAUCUCUUCCCCUAUUCCACCAAAACCCAGGAAAACCUGCAUAACAGAUUGCAACUCCAACUGACUCCAUGGAACUCACACUUUUUUCUCACCACCAUUCCCAUUUCACCAAUAAAUCCACCCUUUUUCCUUCUUCAAAUAAGAUACCCAGUUGUAGAAAUGUAACAGUAUUAUGUUGCAGUUGUUCAUCAAAUCAUACUGCUAAACCAAUAACAUUAUCAUUGUCUAAUGACGGGAGAAGGGCAUUCAUGAAUUGUUUUCUCAUUGCAGCUGCUGGGUUGUGUAUUGCUGAUGUGGCUGGGGCUGUCAGCACAAGCAGAAGAGCUCUCAGAGGAGCAAAAAUACCUGAGAGCGAAUUUACAACCCUUUCCAAUGGUCUAAAGUUGGUGAAUCCACCUAAAUUCUCUUUCCUAUUACAUCUUUCUGAAUACCUUCAACUUUGUUGCAUUAUGAAUGCUUUAUGGUCCAAUCUUAUCUGCUGCUCAUACAUCCCUUUGCGUUGUACUAAUGGAUAAAUAAUUAGUUGUAGAAUUUUGAUGUAAUGUCAAAGAAUUUUGGCAUAUUGCAUUAGUAUAAAUUUCAUUUCUAUGUAUAUAAAAAACCUCUAAAGUUGAUAUAGGCUUUCGAAGUUGAACUCUUGGCUUGACUUGUAUUCAAGAAGUUAAUUAUUUGUUUAUCUUGUUAAAGAACCGUUUUACAAGGUCUGUUUCUUUGCUCCUUC